This is a messenger RNA of Momordica charantia (bitter melon), 2548 nucleotides long. It is a transcript of the gene MAMYB, whose product is annotated as Duplicated homeodomain-like superfamily protein. The record is from RefSeq and is a predicted model, not a curated record. Gene Ontology annotation, molecular function: Hsp70 protein binding; ribosome binding. Gene Ontology annotation, cellular component: cytosol. NCBI's taxonomy places the organism in Eukaryota, Viridiplantae, Streptophyta, Magnoliopsida, Cucurbitales, Cucurbitaceae. Gene Ontology annotation, biological process: regulation of translational fidelity; 'de novo' cotranslational protein folding.
UUUAGUUUCUAGCUCUGAACCGAAAAUGGAGUUUCUGGACGAAGACGCGAAGCCCAGGUUCCUGUUUCACUCWCGCGCCAAUCCAUCUUCGGCGACUGAGCUCCGAAACGAACCAGAAUCCAGCAAGAUCUUUGUCUCAAUUUCCGUCUUAAUAUCUUCCAUUUUUCUUGUUCUCUCAAUUUUGUUUGUCCAAUACGAGCCAUUCAGAUCCCUCCUCAUCUGGAUUUCUCUCUCGCUUCUUAUCGGCCCCUUCGCCCCCAUUUCCAUCACCGGCGGCGAUAUCCGAGUCGGCAGAGGUCCGAUUGUCGAAAUUCCUAGCGAGGAACCCGAAGUGGAGGACGAUCCGAAGAAAAGAGCCGUUCAGAAGCGCUCAAAACCACGUAGAUCCGAGGAAGUCGCCGUUGCUGCAGUCGAAGUCGCUGGAAGAACUGAUGCGUCUUUGAAGGAGGAAAACAGGAAUGGAGCUUUUGGAAGUAAUAACAAUGGAGUCGGUUUUGCGAUCGAGGAGGCGGAGUGGGACGAGGGGGAAUUAGGGUUUUUAAAGAAGCAAUUGGCGAAGCAUCCCGUGGGGAAGCCGCGGCGGUGGGAGAUUAUUGCGGAGGCGUUUGGCGGAAGGCAUAAACUGGAGAGUGUGAUUAAGAUGGCGAAGGAAAUGGGAGAGAAGAAAUUAGGUGAUGAGGAUUCGUAUGCACAAUUUCUGAAGAAGAGGAAGCCGGUGGAUAAGAGAAUUGAAAACGUUGAUGAAGAACGGGUCGGCGGCGGUGGAACGGCGGACGGAUGGAAUUCUGUGGAAGACAUUGCGUUGCUCAAUGCUUUGAAGGCGUUUCCGAAGGAAGCUCCGAUGAGGUGGGAGAAGAUUGCGGCUGCUCUUCCUGGGAAAACGAAGGCAGCUUGCAUAAAAAGAGUUGGAGAUUUGAAAAGAGAUUUUCGCAAUUCCAAAGCUGCCAAUGACAUUUGAGGAAACAGAAAUGGGGUUUAGUAGAGAUCAAUUUCUUGAACUGCUGUGUCAAACAGGUAACAGAAAAUCUUGAAUCAUCUAAUUUUGCCUCUCAGUAGAUCAUCAUUUUUUCCCCUGAUACACAUUUAAUUCGUCAUAUCAAGUUUACAAGUUACCAUUUCAUUCCUUCACUGGUUGAUUGGAUAGAUCUAUAAGCAUUUUCAUGUAAUGAAUUAUCGGCUUCACUAGUUUCUUUUGCUUAGAAUAUUACAUCAAAUAUGUGGAAGAGAUUUGAAACUAAUAUGGGGUAGGAAUUUAAAGUUACUAGGUAGAGAUAACCUUAACCACUGUGGUAUGUUCAGAUUGGCCGCCCCUCACUUGUUUGAUUCGAUCAAUAUACAAUGUUUAGAAAAAGAAUUUUAGACUCGUGCCUCGGGGCAAGACUUAAAUUUUUUUUGUCUUCCUUGGGUAGAGGCUCAAAUUUCUAGGUUCAAGCCUUCUUUGGAUUAUAAGAGGCUUACACCUCCAUGAAUACAAAGUAAAUUUUUGAUCUCAUGUAAUAGUUAAAAAGAAUAGCAUUAAUUUUUAGUUUCAUGCUCCAAUUUGGUUGCAACCAUAAGGUUAACAAGGAUGAAUUUGGGAUUUUACUGUAUGGAUGAGUUAGCUGGUAAAAUUUUGCAAGUCUGAGUACAAGAGAUGAAAUUUUGGAGUUUAGAUCACAAUAUCUGAUUCUUACUGAGCAAACUGUGAACUCUUUCCCUUUCACAUAGCUGGAAAUGUUUGUGAUUGUUAAGGAGACAAUUUAUGACACCACAAAGUAGUGAAUGGUGUAAAUUAGACUUGAUAGAACUGAAAUAUACUGUCUGAUUGAGGUUUCUUUUGACCUGUCAUAAAAGUUUGUCAAUCUUCAAGACUUUGUUUUGAGGUUCCACUUCUAUAGUACUAGUCUGCUUAAAGUUAUAUAUCUCAGGACUCGAAAACCUCCGUGUUUUAAGGUUUUUAGAGCUUUGUACGUCCAGGUCUGCCCUGUCUUUGGUAUCAAUCUGUUUGCAGUUUCCAUCACUUUCCAUUGGCCAAACCAGAAAUUCUUGAUAUGAGUUCAUAGUUAACGUAGAAAUCGGCUUCCCAAUCCCCCAAAUGGCCACACGACCCACCAAAUCGAGCAGAGAAUGUCUCGUAUCAACAAAUUCACAUGAUCUUGGACCAUUCUCAGACUCCAUGACAAGGGAAGUCCAUUAACAAUUCUUUGUUAUUGAAUUCACCUCAUCCUUUUUUAUCUAUUUAUAUAUUUUUUUAAACUUUUUGGUCUAGGGACUGAGUUUUCAUAGACAAAUGAAAUGCAUAAGACUUAAUCUUAGGAAUUCUCAACUCCUCGGUUAAUAAUUUACUUCCUACUCUCUUUGAGUCGCUCUUCUUGGGGGGGCUGUAAUAGGAUUAAAGCAUAGAUUUUUGCCAUAGUUCUUGGGGCCGGGCCUAGAAAUAUUUGAUAUGUUUUGGAUAAAGCCAUAAACAGGUUAAAGAUCAUGAGUUCUUCCUCAACGUUGGUGAAAAUGACCCAGAAAUGAAUGACAUUAUUUUGGCUUAAAUACUAUUUUGGCCCUUUGAUUCGUA